AUGUCAAACCACUCCGUCGAUUCAUUGGAUCCGCUUUUUAACUACGAGCCGAGCCGUGUAGAUGCUGAGGUGAGAGGCGUAACAGGAUCCUCCGAGGCAUCUAUCUCGCCGAGCCCUUCCAAUCGUUCAUCUGAAGCUGACAAAGCAUCGAAUCGCUCAAAUCCAUCAGGUGCUCCCUCUCGAAAUAACGAGCCGUUGGUUUCGACGAGCUGCCCCCGGGGUCCUGCCUAUAACAAAGACGUUGAUUAUGCCGCAGUAAAAGCUGAGGAGGAAGCGUUUCCCUUUGAUCCGGUCGAGGCGAAGCUUGAAUUAGAACGUCUCAUGGCAUCCCGAGUUCGGAGCAUUCUUCCCCCAGUUCCUGACGACCUCUUCGUUGUUCGAGAUUCUCUAGCGGCUCGGAGAGUCAAUUGGAGGAAGCACUUUACGUUUGAGAGAGUGGAAAGAGCACGAGCCAUUUUCGCCAGAGUACCUGUUAGCUCUUCGUCUUCAAAUUCUUCAGGAGAUACAAGGGAAAAAAUUGUGAUCAUCACUCUUAGAGACAGAAAGAGGCAUGAAGAAGAAGAGGCUGCAAAACGAGCCGCCGAGGUGGCUCGAACGAAGGCCGAGGCUAUCCCUCAAGAGAUCCGCCAUGCCGUGAAGGGGAAGGUGUGGAGGCAAUCGAGAAGGAGGUGGCACCCGAGGUGGAACCUGGCGAAAUCAUUCCCAAGGCGCCCAAAGACGACUCCGCGGCUCCGAUCGUCGAGCCCCUCGGCUUCGCAUCUACAGAAGCACGAUUCUGGUAGAAAACGUUCGGCCACUGAUAAAGGGAAAGGCGUGGCUAUCCAAAAGAAUGAGCCGGCCAAGAAGAAACGCAAGCCUGUAUCUGGUGAUCCUGCUUCACGCAAACUGGUCGUCGACGACCCAGACGCCUCGGCAAUAAUGUUUGCGCGUGUUAACAACGCCAACACGCGCCUUCCUGAGCAGCUGAGGAGACCGAGGUCUUAUGGCGCGAUGGCGCAGCAUGGCACCAAGUUUGUAGCGGCUAUUAACGAGCAGAUGGUCGAAUACGAGGCGGACCUGUCUAAGGUUGAACGUCGUUUGGAAGAAGCUCGGAACGAGGCCGCGACAACAAAGGGAAAACUAGAAGAGGCGAUUACCAGGGCAAAGAAGCUGGAAGAGGAGAAGAUAGCUCUUCGUGCUGACGUCGACAAGGUAUCCGCCGAGGUGGCGUUACUUAAGAGACAAAUCGAGGCCAAGGAUGCCUCGUUUGACACUAAGGUCAAGCGUGCGAAGAAAGAAGCGAGGCGAGAGUUGACGGCUAAGUUUCAGGAACGCCUUGCCAAGGUGGAGGAGGGUCUAGCCAAGCUCGAGAAGGCCAAAACUGACGAGAACGAACUGGGGCAGAUCAACGACCUGAGGAAACCGGACGGCCUGACACUCGACGACGAAGAGGCAAAGGUAAAAGGUUGGGAGAGCGAAUACGUCGACGACGAGGUGUAUGAGCGCAUCGCUUCCGAGAUCCGAGGUGAGCUAGUCUUCUCGCCCGUGUCACCAGACUCCGUAGACACCGGUCUGGGUAACAAGCCGAUCGAAGAGACAGCGCCUAACCUGGGUGUUGUAGAUCCGACCAGAUCAAAUGUGGGUACGCCGGCCCUUUCGAACCUCCUCGCCGAGCGGGAAACGCAGUCCGCAGCUUGA
This is a messenger RNA of Eutrema salsugineum, 1677 nucleotides long. RefSeq lists its product as uncharacterized. Lineage: Eukaryota; Viridiplantae; Streptophyta; Magnoliopsida; Brassicales; Brassicaceae. The record is from RefSeq and is a predicted model, not a curated record. The coding region runs from base 1 to 1677 and encodes 558 amino acids. The transcript is spliced from 4 exons.